UCUCUCUCUCUCUCUCUCUCUCUCCAUAUACAUAUAUAUAUAUAUAUACAUAUAUAUAUAUGUGCGUGUUUGUGUGUGUUUUCUUCUAUCUCUAGCUUCAAAGCUGUUUUGUUUGGCUGUUUGUUUUCUUAAAACCUUGUCCGAAAAUGGUGGAUCUCCGUACAGUUUGUUGUCUGUGUGGCGACGUUGGCUUCUCCGACAAGCUUUUCCGAUGCUCCAAGUGCCUCACGCGCUUCCAACACUCGUACUGCAGCAAUUACAACUGCAGAGAAUACGCAGAGGCAGCAGUGCUACAAGUGUGCGAUUGGUGCCGGUGCGACGAAAGAGAAUAUAACAUAUCAUCAUCUAAAAAUAAUAAUAGCCACAUAAGAUCACCUUACUCCGGCGAAAAAAUAAAGCAGCAAACGCCGGAGAAAUCCACCGGAAAACUCCCUUCGCCGCGUCCCUCCGCUCGCAGGUACAAGCUUCUCAAGGAUGUAAUGUGCAGCACCAGGUGAAAGUUACACUCGGUGUCUUUUUACUGUUGAUUUACACACACCAAUGUGGGUGUGUGUUUGUGUGUAUAUAUGAGUGGCAGGGAUCUAUAUCCAAUGUAUUUCACCCGAUGUAGCGUAGUAUAAACCGACAUCUAUAAUAGUGUGAGUCUUGACCAACAUAUUAUAUGUUGCAUUACGAUCGGAGCCAACACAGGAUCAGAAGGCCACAGUCUCCCAACAUUUCGCAAAUCUCUAUUAAAUUUUACGUGUACAAUAACAUUAACAGUUCCCCUUAAUUUUUUUUUAAUGCAUUCGCCCUACCUGAUUUAAAA
This is a messenger RNA of Erythranthe guttata (spotted monkey flower), 808 nucleotides long. RefSeq names its product zinc ion-binding protein. Lineage: Eukaryota; Viridiplantae; Streptophyta; Magnoliopsida; Lamiales; Phrymaceae. The record is from RefSeq and is a predicted model, not a curated record.